AUGGGUGAGAGAGAGGGAGAGAGCGUGUAAGAGUGAGAACGUGAGAGAGAGGAGAGCAAUAGAGAGGUAGAGAGAACAGGGUGCAUUAAUGGUCUGCAGUCUUUUCUCCCCAUUUUGUGCAGCUCAGCAAAUAAUUGUUCUGCCUCUAGCUCUCCUCUCCCCCCUCCUCACACUCUGUCUCUUUCCCACUCUACUCUCCCCUCUCUCCAAUUGGAUAAGCUUGAAGCUUGGAGAGAGCGAGAGAAGGAGGGAUGGAGAGAGAGAGAGACGGCGGGAAGGAGGGGGCGUGAAACACAGUCGUAUUCAUCUCACUCCUCUCUAAUUGAAGAAAGUGUUUUAGUGAAUUGAAAGACAGGAGGACGGGACGAGUGGGGCCAUGCAGGGGGGAGGGGGGAGAGAGGGGGAGAAUAGAGAGAAGAGAGGGACCCAUUAGUUAUGUAAUAUCACAUUAAAACGUUACCUCUCUCCAAUUCAACAUUGCCCUACCGGUGUGUCUGUGUGUACGUGUGUAUGUGUGUGUGCACAUGUGUGUGUUUCUUCACUAUUCCUCACGUGUCCACUACGGACCACGCACUAAUGAUAACACAAGCUUUCUCAUGCAGUGCCCCUUAUGUCAUGCUCCAUCUCAUCAGUGUAUGGUCACCUGCUGUCGCCAUAGUAACCUGCACCUGCACCUCUAUUGAAAAGGAAACACCUCCCUGCCUCACCUCCUAACCUCCCCUCAUCUGUCUCAGGUUCAUAUGCUGUUGUUGACUAGCCUAUAGAACUGGUGAAUUAGCCUGUUAAUUAGCUGUGGUUUCAGUCACUAUUGGGUGAAUGGUUUCUCUAACUAGCCUGUAGGUUUAGGUGUAUAUAUGUAUGAUGCAGUCAGUGCACACAUGAUAAGCUGUGGUCUAUUUAUAUUUCAAAGAUUUGACCCUGAUCUGUAGAUUUUGCCCUCAUGUUAAAAAAUCAAAACCAUACUCCAUCCUUUUCCACUAAAUAUUCUACCCCUCUCUCUUUCCCUCUCCACAGACUCCUCCUUCCCCCCUCCCCCUUGUGUUCUAUCUCCCUUCCUCUCCCUUUCACCCUAUGCUCAGUUCGGUGUGUGUCUCCUCUUUCAAAGGACGCAAGGGUGGGAACAAGUCGCCCAACAAAGCAUGUUACAGUGCAGACAUGACUUGUCAGUCAGACAGCGAGAAAAUCGUAAUAAACUGCGGUGGGGUGCGACACGAGACUUACCGCAGCACCCUCAAGACGUUGCCCGGUACCCGCUUAUCUUGGCUUACCGAUCCGGACGCGUUUAGCAACUUCGACUACGACCCCAAAAUCGACGAGUUCUUCUUCGACCGCCACCCCGGCACAUUCACAUUCAUCCUCAACUACUACCGCACAGGCAAGCUUCACUGUCCCAACGAUGUGUGCGGCCCACUGUUCGAGGAAGAACUCGCCUUCUGGGGCAUCGACGAGACGGACGUGGAGGCGUGCUGCUGGAUGAACUACCGUCAACACAGGGAUGCCGAAGAGGCGCUGGACAGCUUCGAGCAGCCGGAGCCAGAGGAGCCGGAAGACGACCUGGAGCUGACUGCGGACGGAGAGCUCAAGAGGCUGUGCCUGCAUGAAGACGGGCGCAAGAGGAGUUGGUGGAGUGUGUGGCAACCCUAUUUCUGGAAUCUUUUUGAGGAUCCGUAUUCUUCCAAGAAUGCCAAGGUGAGUCCUCCCUCCAACACGAUACAUAGGUUACAUGCUGUUGCGAUGCUUGUAUUGCGCGCGCUCUCUCGUUGUGACAUUUCCUCUUGAAAAAAUGUUGCCGUCCCACAAAAGUCUAUUGCUGGUGCACUGGAAUGUUAAACUGGAUUUAGAAGAGGGAGAUCACGCAUAGCCUACUGCUUAUUUAGUCUAUGUAUUGAAUAUCCCUGACGUAUUUUAUAAUGGACGUCAUGUGUACAGACUGCAGUCUAUGAAAGUUGGCUGCUAUGUCCAAAGUUAAUACGAUGAUGAGGGAGGGUGUGUUGGAAUUGUGUUCUUGUCAGAAUGAUGGUGAUGUUCGCUUUGAUAGUCAAGGAAAAUUAGUUGGAAAAACAGUGACUGUCAUAAACAUCGGUUAGGGAUUUCCAAAAAGCAGCAAACUCAGACUAGUGCUGGUGUGCCUACAAAUGAUGUUGCCGAUUGGAAAUGGACUGUUGUGGCCUAUGGUGUGUUAUUUUCUCUAAUUUUCUAAAUGAUUUAAUUUAGCACCACAGCACGCUAUUAAAGUUGUGUGGGGAGACCCUCUCCCAUGUACCUCGUUCCCUCUCACGCAGUCACUUGGUCGGUCCUCUAUCCCUAUACGCUUCUCUCCUCGUCCCUCUCUCCUUCUCCAUUUUUACGCAUUAUUUCCCCGUUACCACUGCGUCUCGAGCGUACUGCACCCCCCCCCCCCACCCACCCACCCACACACAAGCUUUCCCACGCUUGAUUAAACUGUAUUUCUUUGUGGACCUCUAGCGCCCGACUUCGUCGUUGUCAUCGAGCGCAUCAUUCAAUCUCGAUUAGCACAAUAUCUCUCCUCGCUCACUCUUGUCUUCCACACUGUCCACUCCCCAGUUGCGCAUCUCUCUCUGUCUCCUUGCCUUUCACUCUCUCCAUCCCACUUUCAACCCUCUCUUUACCUCCUCUCCAUUUAUCUCUUCACACCAAUAACCUUUUGGUUUUAACAAGCCUUCUCAUGCUGCUUCCCUCUCCAGUCUAUAGGCUACCCGCGUUUUGCGCACCCUGGCAGUGAUUUUGGCGCAUUUUAAGCAGCUAGUUUUGUAAACUAGUCUAGUGUCCACUUAUCUAACUCAAAUAAGGUUAAAACCUAAAUAAAUGAAUCGUUAAUGAAUGGAACCUUUGCCAUGUUUGUGCCCUCCACAGAAAUUACUUAAUUAACUCACCACUUUUCAUUCUAAUCUAGACCUAAACCUUUGACCAUGGUCUCCUGCUAUUUGACCAACCUACCUGUCACCAACCUACCUGUUACCAUUGCACCUGUCCUUCCCGCCAAUCAACGUCUCCAUCUCGUCUCCCACAGUCUCAAUUUAUACAAGUGAAGGGUUAUUUCAGGUUUAGUUAGUUUAGGGUUUUGUUUCCAACCAACAUUUUGAAUGAAUGCUUUGCUUGCCUCUAUAUGUUGACUGACCAAUUUUUUUACAGUUGCCUAUCAAUUGCCUAUCUCACUUUGCUUGUGGUGACAUACACUAAUGGAAAACUGUAAAUGAUACAGUAAUUGUGUGUAUUAUCAACAGUAAAAUACUUUGAAAUGUUUUACUGCAGCAUACUGUAAAUUAUGGUCAUUGUGGGAAAUUGUUGUGAGCGGGAAAAAAUUGCUGUAUUUCGAACGGUACUGUAAUUCUAAUAUUUGUUUAGGCUAUAUUUGUUGCACCCGUGAGUGAGAAUGCUGUACCGAUUUCACUUGUAUGUAGUUAUAGUGCCCCAUCAACUUAAAAUGUAUAGGGGAGUGGCAGCAAGUCUUAAACCUUAAUGGUUAAGCAUUUUGCCAUGUCCUUUUGGUCUGUUUUGCCCUUUAGUCGCUGACAGUUUGGAAGCCUUUGUUAAGGCCUCUAGAAGUGCAAGUGAUAUAAGACACAAAAUAUUCAUUAAUAUGCUGUAAUGUUUGUAAACACUUUACCUAGCAGCCAAACUGCUUGCACCAAUCCCUUGUAAUUACAGUAAAAUACUGUGAAAUACAAACUCCUAAACUAAUUUAAUUCAUUCAUUCAUUUAUUCACUCAGAUUACGGUAGCAUUACCUUUUUAAAAGUAUAAACAGUCAAUUUUACGGUAUUGUACUGUGUGUCAUUACGCAGUACUUGCUUUGAUACUGUGUACUGUAAUAUGAAAUACAGAAUUUUACUUGCCACUGAGCUGCCUGUAAGCUACUAACAAAUUCACAGUAACCCCUUUACAGUGUAGGCCUAGUCAGCCAUGUGGGUGACAUACAGUAGGCCUAUGUCACAUGUGGCCCUGUAGAUAUGAAGCCCCAGCGGUUGGUUAUUCCCCUUCUAUAAACAUUAAUCUCUUCAACAUGACAAACCAAAUAGCCCAUUAUCUUCAGUGUGGUGGCCUUUUUAUGUAAGGGACAUCAACAGGCCUGCACCUGUGACAAAUGAACAAAGACACUUCUGUAUGAGUAUUCAGUUAGGACUACGCAUCUGCGGAGAUGAGAGAGCAUUCAUAACCAGGAACUGUUGGCUGAAAUGUGUUGACUUUUGAGGAUAUGCAGGCCAGGCCAGGCCUGUAACCUUACCUGUUACAACGGCUCACUUGUGGACACCUGCACCCAAACACAAAUUAACACCUUCACGCGGGUGACACUGAAUGCAUGUGGUACCCUGGCAACAGGAUACAGUGAGGGAAAAAAGUAUUUGAUCCCCUGCUGAUUUUGUACGUUUGCCCACUGACAAAGACAUGCUCAGUCUAUAAUUUUAAUGGUAGGUUUAUUUGAACAGUGAGAGACAGAAAUGUUAUAAAUUGCGACCCAUUUUGAAUGCCCUGGCUGAGGGAAGGAGGUUCUCACCCAAGAUUUGACGGUACAUGGCCCCGUCCAUCGUCCCUUUGAUGCGGUGAAGUUGUCCUGUCCCCUUAGAAGAAAAACACCCCCAAAGCAUUAUGUUUCCACCUCCAUGUUUGACGGUGGGGAUGAUGUUCUUGGGGUCAUAGGCAGCAUUCCUCCUCCUCCAAACACGGCGAGUUGAGUUGAUGCCAAAGAGCUCCAUUUUGGUCUCAUCUGACCACAACACUUUCACCCAGUUCUCCUCUGAAUCAUUCAGAUGUUCAUUGGCAAACUUCAGACGGCCCUGUAUAUGUGCUUUCUUGAGCAGGGGGACCUUGCGGGCGCUGCAGGAUUUCAGUCCUUCACGGCGUAGUGUGUUACCAAUUGUUUUCUUGGUGACUAUGGUCCCAGCUGCCUUGAGAUCAUUGACAAGAUCCUCCCGUGUAGUUCUGGGCUGAUUCCUCACCAUUCUCAUGAUCAUUGCAACUCCACAAGGUGAGAUCUUGCAUGGAGCCCCAGGCCGAGGGAGAUUUACAGUUAUUUUGUGUUUCUUCCAUUUGCGAAUAAGCUCACCAACUGUUGUCACCUUCUCACCAAGCUGCUUGGCGGUCUUGUAGCCCAUUCCAGCCUUGUGUAGGUCUACAAUCUUGUCCCUGACAUCCUUGGAGAGCUCUUUAAUCUUGGCCAUGGUGGAGAGUUUGGAAUCUGAUUGAUUGAUUGCUUCUGUGGACAGGUGUCUUUUAUACAGGUAACAAACUGAGAUUAGGAGCACUCCCUUUAAGAGUGUGCUCCUAAUCUCAGCUCGUUACCUGUAUAAAAGACACAUGGGAGCCAGAAAUCCUUCUGAUUGAGAGGGGGUCAAAUACGUAUUUCCCUCAUUAAAAUGCAAAUCAAUUUAUAACAUUUUUGACAUGUGUUUUUAUGGAUUCUGUCUCUCACUGUUCAUAUAAACCUACCAUUAAAAUUAUAGACUGAUCAUUUCUUUGUCAGUGGGCAAACGUACAAAAUCAGCAGGGGAUCAAAUACCUUUUUCCCUCACUGUAUAUGCUAUGCUGUAUUCUGGCCCAGGCUACAGUAGGCUAUCACAGGUAAAGGUUUGACAUAGAAAUAUAAUUAGUAGAACCAAGGCGUUCUAUAGAGAACACAAAGACCUAUUUAAGGUGUAAGGUAAGGUGUCAAGAGAAGGCAACUAAGGAAUUCCGCUCUUGAUUAAAAAUGGGAUAAUCAUCAAUGGUCUGUAUAGGGCUGAUUGCUUCAGUUUAAGCCUGAGAUCUUCGUACAUGGAGUGACACUAGAAUAUUCACUGGCACACAACAGGAGUAAUUUAUAUCAAAAGUCGUCCUGCGGGCGGCUAAAACUCCUUGUCCUUCUAAACACAUGUCCUUGGUAGAAUGGACAUUCUAUCUAUGCAAUGUGGUGGGUUUUUAGAGCUGUGUAUCUGUUCUUCUAAGUCUAACUCUAUGAGAUUAACUCACCUGAUGUUGUGGCCCUCUACCUGACCUCCAAGGAUGCUGUCUUCAUGGGAACACAAUACUGCAGGCUUUUGUUUCCUGGGGGUUUGUGUUAGAGGGCGCAACGGCCUCAUAAUCAAAGUCUACGUCCUAAAAGGCACAUUAUUCCCUAUAAUAGUGCACUGCUUUUGACCAGAGUCCUAUUUGUUUGGUCAAAAGUAGUGCACUAUAGGGAAUAGGAUGCCAUUUGGGACAUGGCCAGUGUGACAGCUCCAGGUAUAGAAGUUGCCCUCAGAAGCAGAUCUAGGAUCAGUUUACUCUCCUCCAAUGCUAACCUAACCCAAUAGGAGGAGGGAAUGCAAAUCUAACCUUAGAUCAGUGUAUAGGGCCAAUGUCACCCUACCCCAGAGAGAAAUUACAGCUAGGUCUCUUCCCAGGCUUACUCAGCAGGUAGUGUUGCCAAAAUAACCCUCCUGGUUUGGGCGUUGAAUUUUCCACAUUUGGCGUUUAUCCCCUCAGACUAUAAAGUUAAGUUAUUUCAGCUGAAUUUUCGAAUGCUUGAAUGAAAUUAAUAAAUGCAAUUGAUGUAAGUAGCCUAAUGUCAAAUUACUUUUAUAAUCACUUAAAAUUAGUUUGGUUUUGUCAUUGAAGCCAGGAGAGGGAAAACACUGGAUAGACCUAUUGCUGCUCAGUACCCCUCUGCUCUAUCAUCUAAACAACUAUCGGGGGCUACUCAUAGAAGUAUGUACAUCAUUGGGGCUAGUACUACUACUUUCACAGAUGAGGGAGUUUACAGUGUGAUGUGCAUGGAGAAAAUGGCUGGUAAGCUGAAAUAACCACUCCAUGAUUGAGCUUGCAUGGUCCUGUCCUGUAGGCUACAAUGCUAUAGGCCUACUGUGGGCUGAUCCAAAACAAGCUGAUGCUUCUGAAUGGACUUUUGCUUUGCACUGCGUGGUUGAUUAGUAACAUAGUAAAAAACAGGGGUAAGGUUUCUUGCUCUAUAACCAGUGGUUUAAAGUAACUAAGUAAACAUACUUUGAAGUAUCUGUACUUUACUAUUUAUAUUUUUGACAACUUUUACUUUUACUCCCAUUACAUUCCUAAAGAAAAAAAUUAUAUUUUUACUCCCAUACAUUUUCCCUGACAUCCAAAGUACUUGUUACAUUUCGAAUGCUCAGGCAGAUCAGCAAUAUGGUCAAAUUCACACACCCAUCAAUAUAACACAUUGUCAUCCCUACUGCCUCUGAUCUGGUGGACUAACUAAACACAAAUACUGCAUUUGUAAAUGAUGUCUGAGUGUUGGAGUGUGCCCCUGGCUGUCCGUAAAUAAAAAAUAAGAAAAUCGUGCCAUCUGGUUUGCUUAUUAAUGUAAGGAAUUUGAUGUAUAGCAUUUACUUGUGCUUUUUACUUUUACUCAAGUAUGACAAUUGAGUACUCUUUCCACCACUGUACUUAAGUACAUUUAAAACCAGAUACUUUUAGACUUUUACUCAAGUAGUAUUUUACUGGAUGACUUUCACAUUUACUUGAAUCAUUUUCUAUUAAGGUAUCUUUACUUUUACUCAAUGAAAAUAUGAAAAUCAAGUGCUUUCCCCACCGCUGUUUAUAACAAAACAGAAGUAAACCAAUCACAGAUGAGCUUGUGUUGUUUGGGAUGGUCACAUUUUGAACAUCAUAUUGCAAGACAUUGUGAAGAGAAUAAAGGGGGUUAUCCCAAGUGGGACGUGACACCUGUGCCAAUAUGAUGAAUCCACUCGGUAGAGGCUGUACUAAAUGUAACUAUAGCAGGGUCGCUACCACAAUAGUCCUGUUCUCUCCUUCUCUCUCUCGCCCCUCCUCAUGCUUAGUUGUCUCUAAAGAUCCAUAUCCAUUUACUGAGACAAAGCUGUGCCGUGUCCCAGAUUAUUGUGUGUUAAGAGUAUUUUCUGUCAACUGGACACAUCAAGACAGUGUAUUGACUGGGCUGCGCCUGCAUGCCUGGUCCCUGGUUUGGCCUGUAUGAAGAGACUGCAUGCAGGGGGAAAAACAUUAAAAACCGUUCAUAGCCCUAAAUAUCUCAGAUAAACCACCCACUUGGUCCUCCUGCCAUCAUUCAGUGACUGGAUGUUGUAGAUGCUUGUGUUGCUGUCUCUUGCAGGCUUCCUUUGUAACAGAGAUGUUAACAGAGCCGGGAAUUAAUGACUGAAGAAUGAAAGCAUGGUGAAUCCUUGGUUUUAAGUGGAGUGAAAUCUAGCUGAAUGGCAUAGUUUGCUGGCCUAUAAGUUAGUGAGGGCACAAGUGACCUUGCCUGCCAGGUUCCUAAACAGAUGCAUUUGCUGUUGAUAAGAUCGCUAGCAGCAUGUCGCCUAAUAUAUUUAUUUUACUUGUAUUAUAUAAGCCUAAAUCAUAAUCAUGUUGCAGGGCAUGUUUCUCUCUUUCUGACAUGACUGGAUUUAUUCCCGCUACACAACAAAUAUUAAUCUACUAUUUAUCCAUCGCUAUUAGUAAAUAGUCUGGGAGCCUAUGACAGUAUUAGUAGGCUACAGUGAUAUUGUGCGAUAGGAGCUCGACAUAAUAACCUGUUUAAUCUCAGAGCCUAUAGCAUGUAUUUAUCAUAUAUUGAUAAACUAAAUAUUGAACAACAAUUCUUAUUUUGUGUGGGCUGUAGGCAGCAUUUACUUUUAAAUUGUUCAAUAGACAAUCAAUCUUGCAGAAUGCGCAACCAGUGUUUGGCACUUGCUAUAGGCGGCAUGCGUUUUUUGUUUGAAAAAGUCACUGCAAAAGAUUAAAACAUUCUGCCCACAACCCUACAUAAAUUGCCAUUGGCUUUAGAAACUAUCAUGGCCCAGUUCCAACAUCUCCUAAUCACACAGCAAAUGAGGGUGUUUUUGUUACCAUAAAAGGUGAAUGAAGGGCGCUUUCCAGCUGGGGUUGUAGCGCUUGUUUUUACAUUUACAUUUUAGUCAUUUAGCAGACGCUCUUAUCCAGAGCGACUUACAGUUAGUGAGUGCAUACAUUAUAUUUUUUUCAUACUGGCCCCCCGUGGGAAUCGAACCCACAACCCUGGCGUUGCAAACGCCGUGCUCUACUAACAUCCCUGCCGGCCAUUCCCUCCCCUACCCUGGACGACGCUGGGCCAAUUGUGCGCCGCCCCAUGGGUCUCCCGGUCGCGGCCGGCUACGACAGAGCCUGGAUUCGAACCAGGAUCUCUAGUGGCACAGCUAGCACUGCGAUGCACAGUGCCUUAGACCAUGAACGCACAAAUAUAGUAUGGCUCUGAUUUAUAUGUCUGUAUGCGUAUAUGUUUGAUAAAUCCCAAUAAUUUGUUGCACAUGCAAAUUGAUUGAUAAUUGAGACCCCUGACCUGUUUGUAACAUAAUACAUGCUGGGGUCCUGUACGGCUCAGUUGGUAGAGCAUGGCGCGUGCAACGCCAGGAUUGGGGUUUUAAAUCCCGGCGCCACCCAUGCGUAAAAUGUGUGCGCACAUGACUGUAAAUCGCUUUGGAUAAAAACGUCUUUAAUAUAUUAUGAAAUAAUGGAAUAUGGUGUUGCACGGAGAGGAAAAAAGGACUAUAACACAGCAUCGAUUAGGCUACAUAAUUGACAACUGAGUCCCCCCUGAUAGUGAGAAACAGCAUCUCAGUUGGUGGUGGUUUAUUCUUCGCACGGUGGGUGAAUGUCGUCAUCGCUCUGCGGUGCGGACAGUGUAUCCCUCAACUCUUUAUCAUAUAUGACAAACGACUUGUUUUAUUAUCACGGAUGCAGGGGUGUGCACUGGUUGCUUAUUAUCACCUUCUAGCCCACUCCCACCCCCCCUCCCCCCCCCCCCCCCCCCCCCCCCUCUCCCUCUCUCCUACUCUCUCUCUCGUUGUGCUAUAGCGUAGCACUGCGGUGCGGAUACUAGCUGACUGCGCGCCGAUUUCUGCUGCAGCGCAGCACACGAAGCAGCGGUGGAAAAGGAGAGAAAAAGGGAAAGAGAGAAGAGGAGAGGGGGAGGCGGAGAGAUCGGGGGCUGUUUGUGCUAGCCUUUUUAAGACUUCGAUCGAGAAUAAAAGCACUACAACUAUUUUUUUUUGCUUUGCAAGCUUGGAUGUGCGUAUCCGCUUAUUGAUUAAUCCAUAUGUCUCCGUCUGCACCAUUCACGUGGCUGUCUCCACCAAAUGGUGUUCUUUGUAAAGCGAAGCCCCCACUUUACGCAUCGAGUUGCGCUGGCUUUCCAAACCCCCCCCCCCCCCCCCCCCAAACAACACACACAGACACUGAGUGGGGGGAGGGGUGUAAUGCGGGUAGGCGAUAGCCGAGUGCCUGCUGUUAGUGGCACUACCUGUCAAGCUCUAGAAUGGCUGACUAGUCUCCUUUUUCACAUCAUGCCGGUAAAGGUUAUGUUUUUGUCAUUUCUGACCUCCUUUCGUGUACUACGCUUGCGCUGUUUGGUCAGUUUUAAUUAUUCUGCCAUAUAUUGUGUGUCUGUGUGUGUGUGUGUGCAGACGGACGGGCGCUCAAUAUCACACCUCUAGAGAAUAUCUGGGUGUCUUUUUGGACAGUAAGCUUCAGUGGAGUAAAUGUACAGACCAGAUCUACAAAAAGAGCCAACAGAGACUGUACUUUCUAAAAAAGUUGGGUUCUUUUAAUAUAGACUGUACUAUAUUGACUCUGUUUUACAAAUCCUUUAUUGAGAGUAUUUUAACUUUUUGUAUUGUUUGUUGGUUUGGCAAUGCCACUGUCAGUCAGAGAAACAUGCUGAGAAGGAUUAUUACCACAGCAAGUAAGGUACUUGGAGUCAAACAGACAGGCCUGGAUGAGAUCUUUAAGGUCAGGGCCCUCCGUAAGGCUCACAAAAUCAUUUUAGACCCAAGUCACCCCCUGUACCUGGACUUUGAAUUACUCCCCUCUGGGCGUAGGUAUAGGGCACCCCUCAGCAGGAAAAAUAGAACGAGACAAUCAUUUGUGCCAGGUGUGAUAUCCCUCUUAAAUAGCUCGGGCAAAUGUUCCCAUUGACCCCGUAAGGCCAGCAGGCUAGUCUUUGUUUUAAAUGUUUUAAAUGUUUUAUUUCUUAUUUCUUACUUUUAUUGGUGCGUGACUGUUAUUGAAAGUUGUAUUGUCAAUCUUGUUUUGUAUUUAACGCCACUUUAAAUGUGUACAUGACACUGCAACAAAAUUUCCCCAUGGGGACAAUAAAGUAAGUAAGUAAGUAAGAAUAGUUAUUGUAGCCAAGCCAUUUAGGUGUGAGGCCCACCUAGUCGAAUCGAACAUUGCCUAAGGUGCAAUGAAUUGACAAGUAAUAUAUUUCACACACAUAAUAAACCUCUCCGUCAAUCUCUGUGCACCACGUCGAUAACGUGAUGAUUUCUGUAAACCCUCUCAGUGUGUUCACAAUCUUGAAAUCCCUCGUGGCACUUUCCAGACAAAAACAGAUUUGGUGUGUGUGCAUGUAUAUGUGUGUGUGUGUGUGUGUGUGUGUGUGUGUGUGUGUGUGUGUGUGUGCGCGUGCGCACUGCAGAGAAGAGGUGUGUGAGAGGAAGGGGACUCAUGAAAUUAUGAUGACGGUAAUGCUGCAGAGCUCCGUAUAGGGGAGGGAGAAUGAGAGAGAGAGGGGGAUGAGAGUGGAGAGAGGCUGGCGGGAAGGAGGAAGAGAGAGAGAGAGUUGCGGCAGAGCAAGAAGGAAGAGGAGGAGGAGGAGGUGGCGAGGGGCCGUUGCUGCCUGGGAAUGAAAGAGGGAGGAUUUGAGAGAGGAAUGAAGGAGAGAGCAGCAAUGGAGGGACGAUCCUGGGCUUAGCAGUAUCAAAGCACCUCAGGCAAUGGACUGCUGGGGGAAACAGCCUACAUGUGCAGAAUAAAGGCGAAUGGACAGACAGGAAUACAAGACAGGACAGAACAAAGUAGAGAGAGAGAAAGAAGAGAGAGAGAUUUGCAAAGAGGGAUGUAAAGAGACAUAUAGCAAAGUUCUGCAUUUUAACCAAAUCUCUCUCUCUCUCUCACACUCACACUCACACACACACACACACACACACACACACACACACACACACACACACACACACACACACACACACACACACACACACACACACACAUUUUAACCAAAUCUCUCUCUCUCUCUCUCUCACACUCACACACACACACACACACACACACACACACACACACACACACACACACACACACACACACACACACACACACACACACACACACACACAGUCACUCACUCACUCACUCACUCACUCACUCACUCACUCACUCACUCACUCACUCACUCACUCACUCACUCACUCACUCACACACACACACACACACACACACACACACACACACACACACACACACACACACACACACACACACACACACACACACACACACACACACACACACACACACACACACACACACACACACACACACACACAGUCUGUGAAGCCAGGGUACAUUUACCAGCCAACCCAGUCAAUCUCCGGGUGGCCCUGUCUCUGACGGUUUGGACACAGUUGGCCCGUGUGUGUGUUGUAUUUAAUGAUGGAGAAGAUUCCAGUGUGUCUUUGUGGAAUAGCGGCUGCUCCGCUCUCUGCUGACUGUUCCUGUACAAAUACAGACGCAAUGACUCAGUGCCCAGAGCCUGUGUGUGUUUAUUCUCUAGGACAAGUAUGCUUUUCUCCCAUGCAGUGUGGGUGCUUUACUACAGAACAUAUGUGUGUGGAGUGGUUGAUAAAGUGUUGGAGAUAAACAAGGUGGAGGGGGAGGGAGAGAGCGAGAGAGAGAGGAAGUGAGAUAGAGAAGGAGAGCGAGGGAGAGAGGUACAAUGAGGGAGAAAAUGGUAAAAGAAUGAGUGAUAUGAGGGCACAGAGAGAGAAGAGAGACUGACAGAGGGAAAUAAGGAGGGAGGGAGAGCAGGAGAGGAGAGGAACAUUUGCAAGGACAAACAUGCAUAGUGCACUGCAGUGAUCAGGAUUGAAUACUAAGCAGAAAAAAAUGCAAUGCCUUCUCUUUAUCUGGUUUCACCUCAAUGGACAGGGUGUGUGUGUGUGUGCCUGCCAGAGAGGGAGUGUGUGUGUGGGUGUCUGUGUCUGUUUGCAUGUGUGUGUGCAAGAGUAAGGACCAGUUGAUGUGUGUGUGUGUUUGCGUGUGUGUUCUUACGUGUGUGUAUUCCUGCAUGUUUAUGGCUUCCUAUUGCACUUACUGUACUUUCCACAGUCUAAUGCACGGGAAUACAAUGUACACGAUAAGCACUCUCCAAGAUUUAGGGGUUAGUGCUUUACUUACCUGAAGCUAACAUUACCCUCUAUACUUCACUGUUCUUCAAGAGUUAGUGCUCUACCUACCUGAAGCUAACAUUACUUCACUGUUCCACUUUCCUUUCAAUAGAAUUCCUAUGGUGUUCCCAUCCCUCCAUCCUUCCAACCCUCCAUCUGUAAGAUGUCCUAUUUUCCACAAUUAUUCCCAAGGCUGCUGGGCGUUUUCUGUUCCCAGUCCCACAUGGGAGCAUCUCCCUCCUCUUUCUGUCCUUCUUUCUAUUCAUUUGUCUCUUCUUCUUCUUCUUCUUCUUCUUCUUCUUCUCUUCUUCUUCUUCUUCUUCUUCUUCUUCUUCUUCUUCUUCUUCUUCUUCUUCUUCUUCUUCUUCUUCUUCUUCCUCCUCGUCGUCCUCCUGCCUUUUCUUCUUAAACUAUCUUUCUUUCUGUCUGUCUUCAUCUCUCUAUCUGUCACCUAGACUCUCUUUCCCAGUGGAAACGCAUGUCCACUUCUAAGGGCUCUUAAUGUUCCCUCCUUAGGGAAGAUAGGAAGUAAUGUCUACUCUGGUGCUAAGAUGUCUCCACUGACUUCUCUUCAGGAAUGAAGUCCGUUUAGGACACAGGGACACGCAGACCUAACGGGAUAUGUGAGAGUUCAUUCCACUCUUUGGUAGCAUCAAUGCACACUCCUAAGGGCAUGGGGAUGUUCCCUCCCUAUGUAGGGUACACUUUAGUCCCAGGUUUGUGAGGACUGAGCAGUAGUGUCAUUACUGUUGAAUGAGCUGGUUAUAUAAAUGGCCUGGAUGCGUGGGACUGUCUCAACAUCUAUAUGUCUCAAUGGGUAUGGGCAAAAUACAGUAUAUGGAUCAGAGAGAGGGAGGGAGGGAGGGAGAAAGAGAAUGGGGGGAGAGAGAGGGGGUGGGGGAGAGAAGAGAGAGGGGGAAAGAAGAGAGAGGCAGGAGGGAGAGAGAGAGGUAGAAAAGAGAGAGGGGGAUAGAAGAGAGAGCUGGAAGAGAGAGAGAGAGUGGAAAGAGGGUUUGCUUGUCAUUAGGGAUGGUUCGAAAUUUACAGAAUGGGGACCAGGAGGGAAAUGGGGGAGGGUCAUGCUUUUUCAAUUUCAGUCAUGGGGUGGGUUUAGUAUUUUUUUAAUCUAGUCCAGGGGAGAGUCAUGUAAUUUGUAAUUGAUGCAAGUUCAAUAUUUCUCAGUGUUUUAGAAUUAGUUGCUUAUUAGGCUAUAUAUCGAUGUAUGCCUGAUGCUGCCCCUCAUCUCUGAUUCUCCACUGGGCGGCAAUGUAAAGUGUACCUAUAGGCUAUUUAGUGUGGUCUCAAUCAAAUGGGAUAGGCUAUAGAAGCACAGAGCAAAGUUAUAAUUCUAUGAAAAUUAACUUCCUUAUUUUGAGCGCUGCUAUGAUCUUGCUGAUCAAAACCUUUUUUGUGCUGCCUAACCAAUAGCUGUGCUGUGUAGCUCUACGUUGGCAGUUCAGGAAGAGAGUCAAAGGCUUCUUCCGAAAUUGUAUUUUAUUUAUAGUCCCCAAAAAUUCUAUAUCGUGGGUGCGGACUAGUUUAGUUUGAGAGGGUGAGAAGGAGGACCGGAAGUCAACUUUGAUAGCUCGCUACUACUAUAAUUGAUUUUAAUACAAACAAUAUGUUUCUUGGCCAUGAUGGAACUAUACUGAACAAAAAUAUAAACGCAACAUGCAACAAUUUCAAAGAUUUUACUGAGUUACAGUUCAUAUAAGGAAAUCAGUCAAUUGAAUUAAAUUCAUUAGGCCCUAAUCUAUGGAUUUCCCAUGACUGGGAAUACAGAUAUGCAUCUGUUGGUCACAGAAACUUUAGAAAAGGAAGUAGGGGCGUGGAUCAGAAAACCAGUCAGUAUCUGGUGUGACCACCAUUUUCCUCAUGCAGCGCGACACAUCUCCUUCGCAUAGAGUUGAUCAGGCUGUUGAUUGUGGCCUGUGGAAAUGUUGUCCCACUCCUCUUCAAUGGCUGUGUGAAGUUGCUGGAUAUUGGCGGGAACUGGAACAUGCCGUCGUACACGUCGAUCCAGAGCAUCCCAAACAUGCUCAAUGGCUGACAUGUCUGUUGAGUAUGCAGGCCAUGAAAGAACUGGGACAUUUUCAGCUUCCAGGAAUUGUGUACAGAUCCUUGUGACAUGGGGCCGUGCAUUAUCAUGCUGAAACAUGAGGUGAUGGCGGCGGAAGAAUGGUAUGACAAUGGGCCUCAGUAUCUCGUUACGGUAUCUCUGUGCAUUCAAAUUGCCAUUGAUAAAAUGCAAUUGUGUUCAUUGUCCGUAGCUUAUGCCUGUCCAUACCAUAACACCACGCCACCAUGGUGCAAUCUGUUCACAACGUUGACAUCAGCAAACCGCUCGCCCAAACAACGCCAUACAUGUGGUCUACGGUUGUGAGGCCGAUUGGACGUACUACCAAAUUCUCUAAAAUGACGUUGGAGGCGGCUUAUGGUAGAGAAAUUAUCAUUAAAUUCUCUGGCAACAGCUCUGGUGGACAUUCCUGCAGUCAGCAUGCCAAUUGCAUGCACCAUAAAAACUUGAGACAUCUGUGACAUUGUGUUGUGAGUGGCCUUUUAUUGGCCCCAGCACAAGGCUGGGGACAAUAAGGCUCACCUGUGUAAUGAUCAUGCUGUUUAAUCAGCUUCUUGAUAUGCCACAUCUGUCAGGUGGAUGGAUUAUCUUGGCAAAGGAGAAAUGCUCACUAACAUGGAUGUAAACAAAUGUGUGCACAAAAUCUGAGCUAAAUAAGCUUUUUGUGCAUAUGGAACAUUUUGGGGAUAUUUUAUUUCAGCUCAUGAAACAUGGGACAAAACACUUUAGAUGUUGCGUUUAUAUUUUUGUUUAGUGUAUUUAUCAGAGAUAUUGACCUCGCGAUAAGCCAGAAUUGAGUAACAUGCAUUGUGGUGCUGAAACAUGAAGCAGUAUCCGCGGCACAAUCAAUUGGACAGCUCAUGGUGCUGCAACAUGCAAUCUAAAUAGCCUACCUCCGUGUCAGUGAAGUUAAAACCAAGACUCGAAUUGAGGGGGUAUGAGAGUGUAUGUGUGUGCAAUAAGCCUACCCUUUGUUAAAGAAAAUGGCAAAAAACAUAGGCCCACACCUUGUUAGCUUAAAGGGAUACUUCAAGAUUUUGGCAAUAUGGCCCAUUAUCUACUUCCCCAGAGUCAGAUGAACUCGUGCAUACCAUGUUUAUGUAUCUGUGUCCAGUAUGAAGGAAGUUAAAGGUAGUUUCACCAGCCAACGCUAGCGCUAUUUAGUAACUUUCUUCAAACUGCAGGCAGAGACAUAAAAAUGGUAUCCACAAGUUCAUCUGAUUCUGGGGAAGUAGAUAAAGGGCCAUAUUCCCAAAAUCCCAAAGUAUCCCUUUAAGAUUUUGAAGAAAAUAAAACGGAUCCGAUUAUAUAAUCUAUUACAGUGCUUUGGUCCUCGAUGCUUUAUGCUAGAAACAAGCUGUAAAAAACCUGGGAAAGGCGUGACUCUGAUUGCAUAUGGGGAUAUAUUUCUUUAAUUUCUAUGACAAUCAUUGGCUGAGCUACAACCUUCUAUAGCCGAGGAGCCAAAAAAUUGACUUUGCUUGGGAAGUAAUCUAAUUCUGUCACUAUCAAUUGAUUGAGCUAUUCACUUUCUGGAUGUUUAAACCCAGCUUUUAGGGAAACACUUGUGACCUUCUCUCGUUGGGUUAAGCCAUGUAAGAAGAGUAGCCAGCAGUUAAAGCUGACAGUUUUCUGCGUCUGUAGGCCUGCUCUGUCUGAGGUGGAAAGGUAGGCCUAACUUUUGAAAGUACCCUGCUCAGAUUCAUAAUGAAGUCUCCGAUUUAUUUAUUUGCAAACAGGGACAGUUUCGUUGCAAACAAGACACACAGAUUUGGCAUUGGAGAAAUAUGAUGAGAUGAACACAUAGCCCUAUCUCUCUGUCCAUUCUUAGCCUGUCAUUUUGGUAAUUUGUGUGGUAUUCAAAAAUAUUCUGCUAAUGUCUCCAGUCAUGUAAAAUGAUGUAGAACUGCAUGAAAUGUUUAUAAAAGGCUUAUUUUUCUCAGACCUGCAAAUACGAUGAUAGAUUAAUGCAAUGCUUUUACUAUAAAGGAGAUCUUUCCACCCCUACUCUUGUCUACGGAGGUUUGCAAACCCACAGCCUUCUGGGCCGCAGCCCUGUGCUAUCAAAAUGUCUGCAUUGCCAUGUAAUGCUUACAGGAUGAAGAACCAUUUCUAAAACUGCAUAUCUAAGUCUCUGGUCCGUGAGGGUAAACGGUAGACAUGUUCUCUGCUAUCCACUUUGUUUUAAUUAUUAUUUUGGGUAUAGGGGAGGAUCACUUGUUUCUUUUCAAACGUUCAAGGAGGGGUGGUUUAGUUAAAAUAUAUUUUGCUGAAGGGAGAGCCAUCCAUUUUUAUUUCAGAGAGGCUUGAUUUAGUAGAGAUAGGUUAUACAAUUUGCCACUAAGUAAUGUUUUUAUAUAAACUCCUGUAUAUUUUUCCUGGUCCAGUCACAUGGUCAGAAGAGAUAUAUUACUGGCUAUAACUGUCCGGGCUCAGAGUUUUCCCUGGCCCUAGACUCUAAAGUUCUGGCCAUAGCCUCAUUUGAUCCAUACACCCAUCCAUCCAACCCCUCCCCCACUCUCUCUCUGGCCCAGGAUAGGGACCAGCUGCUGGGCCGCUGGGGUUCUCCAGGCCCCUGGCCCCUGUGGCGCCAACACUCUGUAGCUCUGGCCAGUUCCCACUCCCUCUGGUUUGCUGCCAGGGAUGGAGAGAGACAGAGACAGAGACAGAGACAGAGAGAGAGAGAGAGAGAGAGAGAGAGAGAGAGAGAGAGAGAGAGAGAGAGAGAGAGAGAGCGAGAGAGAGAGAGAGAAGAGUGAGGGGGGAGCAAGAGAGAAUGAGAGAAGCAUGGAAAGAGUGAAAUACAGAGAGACAGAAUGAGAGAGCGAGAGAGAGAGUGUGUGGGAGAGAUCUUUUUUAUUUAUUUAACUAGCUUUUAUUGGCACUAUUCAAAUCACACGGGAAACGGAAUGAGCAAGAAGCUGAGAGAGAGUAAAAUGGGAGAAUAAGAGAGGGAAUGAGACAGACAGAUAAAUAGAGAGAUAGAGAGAGACAGAGAGACAGAGAAAUAGAAAGAAAGCGAGAGAGAUAAAUAUAUAGUCAGAGAGAGAGAGAGAGAAAAAUAGAGAGACAGGGAGGGACAGAGAGCUGGCUGGUAUGGUGCACAGAAUGUCCUGUCCUAACCUCCUCCCUCCUCCAGAUGGCUCUGAUGCUGCUACUGAUGAUGGUGUGACUGGUCCCUGCGUCUACCGCUUCCUCUCUCUCUCUCUCUCUCUCUCUCUCUCUCUCUCUCUCUCUCUCUCUCUCUCUCUUCUUUUCUCUCUCUAUUUUAUUUUCUUUCAAUCUCUCUCUUUCUAUCUCUCUUGCUCGAUCUUACCCUGCUCUCUCUUUUGCUCUCUCUCUCUCUUUCUCUCAAUCAAAUUCAAAUUUAAAGGGCUUUAUUGGCAUGGGAAACAUAUGUUUACAUUACCAAAGCAAGUGAAAGAUAAUAAACUUCCUCCUGUUCCUUUCACACACUGAUGCUAUUCACAUUAUCCCCCCCUCUCGCUCUUUCCUCUUUCUCUCACACACUCUGGCUCUCGUUCCUCGCUCCCCCCCUCUUGCAGGGUCUUUGUAUUUAACACACCAUCUCUAUGCUUUAGUGGGAUUCUCUCUCACGUAAACACACUCAAACACACACUUCUCUGCUUGGUGUGGUGCAUUCAAACACACACACACACACACACACACACACUGACUGACUGAUUGCUGAUCAAUAGAGAAUGGCUUGAUGAUCUCAUCCACAUUAAAGUGUCAAUAAGAGAGAGGUGGCCGGAGCCUUGCUGUCAAUCAUCUCAGUACCUGCUCACCGGUCACAUCCCACACUAACACAGCCUCUCCCACCACAUAUGCCUGUACCUCACAGUAGGUGGGUCACAGUAGGUGGAAGUUACCCAGGGUCAGAUUUUCUUACAUCUCUCUUGUGGUUGGGAUUAGAGUUAGUGGUCAGAAAAUCUGAUCCUAGAUCUGUGUUUGUUUGUUAGAUUAACUUAGAAUCCAAUACUGUCCAAAAUAUAUUGUUUUAAAACUACUACUACAUGGAUAUCCCUCUACACAUACUGGACACAGAGCUGUGUUGCUUUCGUAUUAUGAUGGGCAAAAUAAAGCAGAUUAUUUCAUAGUGGUUGAAGCAGAACAGAUGAUGUCACAGGGGACUACAGCCCAACCCACAAUGCAUGGUUUACACCCCACACAUGCCUCUCUCUCUCGCUCUCGCUCUCGCUCUGUUAGUACAUAGCCCUUUGUACAGGGGCAUUAUUCGAGUUGUGACUGAUACUGCUCCCUAUGGUAUUCUCCAUUCAUGCAGCUCUAAAGACCUUUAGCGAACUCUUUCUGGCAGCGCUUCCUUUUGGUUAUGGCUGUGUUGUGUAGAAGCCCGGAGCAGCAUUUGGCAGGUGGCUGUUCUUGCCGUUCAGAGCAGUAACAGUCAUUGUAUUAGGCCAACCUCUGCCUUGUACAUAGCAUUGCACCAAUCUCUAACCACUAGCAGAGCUGGAGUGAGCACAUUUUCAUUCUCUCUCUCCUUUCCUUUUUGCCUCCUCUUCUCCGAUCCACAUCCUGCCUCUCUUCUCCUUUCAUCUCCUUCUUUCCUUUUCUUCUCCCCCUCUUCCUCUGUUUUAGAAUAGUUACUCUAAUGUUCCUUUUGUUAGCCGCUAUCAAUAUCCUCAGACACAACACACACACGCACGUUCACACAUACGCACACAUUAUGCAGGUUUGCACCGUGGCUUGGGGGUGUUUGCACUUCUAUGUACUGUAGCUACUGUACGGAUGGAUGCUCUCUGUGCUAUAGCCCUGACUAUGCCACUGCUUCUCUCUCUCUCUCAUUUCCCUCUCCUGCCUCUCCUCCCUCCCUGUUCCACCUUGGGUAUCCAUUGGUCCGUGUCAUUAUGGUGCAGUAAAGAGAGAGAGAGAGAGAUGGAGAGAGCGAGAGACGGGGGAGAGAGAGAGAGAGAGGCAAAGCGCUCAAGGCAAUAUAUUAGCGUGAAGCUAGAGUGCUCCCCCUCCUCCUCCUGUCCCUCUCCCCCUCCCUCCCUCCCUCUCAAUCUUUUAGAGAUACAAACAAGCUUGCUUAGUAGAUUAAAUGAGCAGAAAAUAUGACUUUCCCCCCAAUAAACCCUGUGUUUUCUGUUUUUGUCCUCUAUGAUCGAUGGAAUAGGAUGCUUUUAGUUGAUGGCUUUAAUCUAUUGAUUAAUAAUUAAAGACUUCUCCACCACUCUUUGUUUUUCAUCCAAAUUAUCCUAUUGAUUUUUGACGUGCUGAUUCAGUGCAGCGAUCCCGCUUACGCGCUGCUUAUGGCCCAAAGCAAUUAAAAUUUGAGUGCUAGUGGUGGUUGUAGGUCUUUCUUCUGCUUUAAUAUUUACUUGUCCCUCUGAGGUUUUGAAGGAUGGAUGUGUAGCUAACAGAAAAAAAAAAUCCUGAUUUUGCGCUGUUGGAAGGGAACCCUUGUCAUAUGACUGGUGUGAAUGUGGAAGUAUAGACCGCUUCAGUGGUGGCUGGUGGCACUUUAAAUCGCAGGAUGGGCUCAUAUAAUUUCUAGAUUCCAUGUGAUUGAUACCAUUCCAUUCAUUCCAUUCAAGCCAUUACUAUGAGCUGUCCUCCCCUCACCAGCCUCCAUUUGACCAUAUAGGCCUAUAUAGGCUUGUCACGUUCGUUGAAGGACGGGUCAGACCAAGGCGCAGCGUGAUAUGCAUACAUGUUUAUUUGGACCGAAUAAACAACGACAAAACAACAAACUAACGAAACGUGAAGUCCUAAGGUAGACACCAACAACAUACCUCACACGGAACAAGAUCCCACAACUCAAUAGUGCCCAUAGGCUGCCUAAGUAUGGUCCCCAAUCAGAGACAACGAGCGACAGCUGCCUCUGAUUGGGAACCACACAGGCCAACAUAGAAAUACACAUACUAGAAUAUAAACAUAGAAAAUCACACCCUGACUCAACAAAUAAGAGUCAGGGCGUGACAGUACCCCCCCCCCCCCCCCCCCCCCCCCCCCCCCCCCAAAGGUGCGGACUCCGACUGCACAACCUUUACUUAACAGGAUAGGGGCCGGGUGGGCAUUCCGCCUCGGAGGCGGAUCCGGCUCCGGGCGUGACAACCACCUAUUCUCCGCCUCCCUGUUGCGCCCAUGGUCUGGUCUGGACCUCGGCGCGCUGCUUCCCCUCUCCUUCCUCCCACUAUACUCCAAGCCCUGUCUGGACCCUGGUGUGGGAGACCCCGAACCUGGAGAGGGGCUGACGUCUGGGUCUGGACUGGAGCCGCUGACCGGAGCUGGACUCGGCACCGGUGGAGCGGACUGCUCUGGCUCCGGAGUGGAGCCGCUGACCGGAUCUGGACUGGACCCCGGUGGAGCGGACUGCUCUGGCUCCGGAGUGGAGCCGCUGACCGGAGCUGGAUCAGGCACCGGUGGAGCGGACUGCUCUGGCUCCGGAGUGGAACCGCUGACCGGAGCUGGACUUGACACCGGUGGAGUGGACUGCUCUGGCUCCGGAGUGGAGCAGCUGACCGGAGCUGGAUCAGGCACCGGUGGAGCGGACUGCUCUGGCUCUGGACCAGGUAUGGGGAGUUGGCUCUGCUCUAACACUAGGCUCCGCCAACCACCCUUUUAGCCCCCCCAAAUUGUUUUCUUGGGGCUGUCUCUCGGUCUUCUUCCUCGACCGGCGUCCUCUGUGUUGCCGUUGCUCCUCUCCUGCCUGGGCAUCUACCUUCGCCCAUGGCCCUUUCCCCGCAAAUAUCUCCUCCCAUGACCACCAAUUGCCCACCUGUGACAUGGCUACUCUCUCCGCCUGGGCACGCUGCUUGGUCCGUGUUUGGUGGGAUCUUCUGUCUCGUUCGUUCAUAGACGGGUCAGACCAAGGCGCAGCAUGAUAUGCAUACAUAUUUAUUUGAACCGAAUAAACAACGACAAAACAACAAACUAAACGAAACGUGAAGUCCAAGGUACACAAACAACAUACCUCACACGGAACAAGAUCCCACAACUCAUUAGAGCCCAUAGGCUGCCUAAGUAUGGUCCCUAAUCAGAGACAAUGAGCGACAGCUGCCUCUGAUUGGGAACCACACCGGCCAACAUAGAAAUACACAUACUAGAAUAUAAACAUAGAUAUACACCACAUAGAAAAUCACACCCUGACUCAACAAAUAAGAGUCCCCUGAGUCAGGGCGUGACAAGGCUACUGUAGCGUAAUGGCAGUUUUCCCUCCAAUUGAGCUGUUAUUUGCGAGCUCAGUGGAAGGUUUUGGAAGUCUGUUCAAAACCAGAGGUAAACUUCUCCCUGUCAGAAGCCUCUCUGUCAGGUAAAGGCCGAAUGCAGCCGUUUUUAUAUCAAAUCAUUUCUGGGUAACAAUUUAAGUAUCUUACUGUAAUAGAUUGCCAUAAUUUAAGAAAAAAACUAUUUCUCAAGCAAGAAUUGUGCUAGGACUGUCUGGGAGUGGUCUGAGUAGGGAGGGGAAAACUGAAAACAAGCUGUUAUUGGCAGAGAGGUUUGGAACUCUCUUUGUUAUUGGUCUAUUAACCAACUUACCACAUGGUGAUGUCACCAUGGAAAGCCGAAACUCCCGCCCAUGCAAACCUGCUGAUUAGAAGGUCUUGUGUAGAUUGUAUUUUCAAUCAGUAACUAUCAGGAAAUAACACUGAUCAAAUUUAUUCAGACUUUUACAGUGUUAGUUUCAUCAGCUGUUAUCAUGCAAUAUGAUACGAAACACAGGAAAACUGAAUUUUGUCUACACUGGGCCUUUAAAGGCCAUCAUCCUCUGUAGCUCAGCUGGUAGAGCACGGCGCUUGUAACGCCAAGGUAGUGGGUUCGAUCCCCGGGACCACCCAUACACAAAAAUGUAUGCACGCAUGACUGUAAGUCGCUUUGGAUAAAAGCGUCUGCUAAAUGGCAUAUUAUUAUUAUUAUUAUCAUACUCAAUGCUUUCUAACAAUUACAAUUCAGAAAUUCAAAUCUGCCCAGACUGCUGCUAUUAGUUCUUCAUUUGAUCCCACCCUUGAGACGCCCAUACUGGGAAGAGGCAAUCACAGCACUCUUGUCUGUUUUGAAUUGUAUGACUUUAAAUGUCUGUAAAAAUGACCAAGGGCAUUUUGAUGGUAUAUAAUAGUAGUAGUAGCAUAUAGUGGUAGUAUACACUGAGUGUACAAAACAUUAGGAACUGCUCUUUCUAUGACAUAGACUGACCAGGUGAAAGUUAUGAUACCUUAUUGAUGUCACUUGUUAAAUCCACUUCAAAUCAGUGUAGAUGAAGGGGAGGAGACUGGUUAAAGAAUGAUUUUUAAGCCUUGAGAUAGAGACAUGGAUUGUGUAUGUGUGCCAUUCAGAGGGUGAAUGGGCAAGACAAAAGUUUUAAGUGCCCUUGAACGGGUAUGUUUAGUAGGUGCCAGGCGCACCAGUUUGAGUGUGUCAAGAACUGCAACGCUGCUGGGUUUUUCACGCUCAACCGUUUCUCGUGUGUAUCAAGAAUGGUCCACCACUCAAAGGACAUCCGGCCAACUUGACACAACUGUGGGAAGCAUUGGAGUCAACAUGGGCCAGCAUCCCUGUGGAACGCUUUCAACACCUUGUAGAGUCCAUGCUCCGAAUAAUUCAGGCUGUCGUGAGGGCAAAAGGGGGUGCAACUCAAUAUUAGGAAGGUGUUCCUAAUGUUUGUACACUCGGUGUAUAGUGCUAAUAGUAUAUAGUAGUAUUGACCAGGUUUGGGUUACAGUAUAUUACAUCAUACUUAUAGCCUAAAAUGAUUCAGCAGAAUAUGAACUGUAGUGGGUCUAAUGCACAGAAUGUCAGUGUCCCCUCCCCAGUUCAAAAGGAGCUGAUGUCAUGACCGUGUCCUUACAGUGGGGUGAGGCUGACUGGAGCGUCAUGGAGGUGACCUGACUACAAAUAGCUUCUCUUAACAUUUGUAUCAGUUAUUCCCCAUGAGGUGUCAAUAAAUGCUGUGCCCUGUCUGGGCCUGGCUGUCCUCUGUCCUCUAGUCUAUGCUCUAUGUUUUAUGCUUUGGCCUCAAUUGCACACCGGCUGUUGGGUUGGGUCAAGGUGUGUGUGUUUUGUGUGUGUGCAUUAUGAUUGGUUCGAUUUUUGUCUGUUUUGUCUCUACACUCUUAGGAAAAAAAAGUGCUAUCUAGAACUUAAAAGGGUUCUUUGGCUAUCCCUAUAGGAAAACCUUUUGAAGAACCCUUGUUGGUUCCAGGUAGAACCCUUUUGGUUCCAAUUAGAACCGUUUUGGAUUCCAUUUAGAACCCUUUCCACAGAGGGUUCUACAUGGAACCCAAAAUGAUUCUACCUGGAACCAAAAAGGGUUCUCCUAUGGGGACAGGUGAAGAACCCUUUCGGAACCCUUUAUUCUAAGAGUGUACUGCGUCUCUUCACAUUACGACUUUCCGCGCUUGUGUGCAUGUGUGUGUUUGUUUUACCCUGCCUCCACUUCUUGCUCAUGAACUGUAGUUGCGUGUUAUGUUGUCUAUUCAGACAGGAGGAGGUGGUGCAGUGCAUUAGUGUUUAGCAGGCUGGGUUGUUUUAGGUAGCAACUCUAGUCACUCUCUCUCUCUCUCUCUCUCUCUCUCUCUCUCUCUGACUCAGUGCUACCACUCUGGAGAGCCCCUCCACAGCUCUGGAGCUGUCUAAGGUCUGGGAUAUGAAUAGAGCGCAGUGCUAAUGCACGACACACUGAAAAAAGGGAUGGCGAGAGAGAGAGAGAGAGAGAGAGAGAGAGAGAGAGAGAGAGAGAGAGAGAGAGAGAGAGAGAGAGAGAGAGAGAGAGAGAGAGAGAGACAUGCCUCCUAUGCACCCCACACUACAGUACCACCGUAGGAAAAUGAGAGGACUAGUCCCGCAACACACAGAUAGAGGGCAGUGUUUGUAAGUCUCUUGCUGUUUCUGUUCAAUUAUAAGAAUAACUUCUGCACACGUGUUUAGAUGUGCACAUACACACACACACACACACACAUCAGGCCCUCAUUCCUCCUCCCUCUCCACACCUCUUCUCCCUGUAUUCAGGCUCUGGGCUAGCCCAUGUGUUGUAUUGUACUGCAAUAUUUAUAUAACUGCAAUAUUAAGCCCAUGUUCUUUCUUUGUUUACAUAGAGAGCAAAGUUUUCUGCUCCUCUGUACCGCGGUGUACUGGAGUGUUAGUGACCAGUCAGCGGCUAGUCAAAACUCUUCAUUUGGGACACUUCAGCCAACUACAAUGACAUGUAGUUUUGGAGGGGUUGGGAUAAAGCAGAAGUCAAAUUUCGGUUGGAACUUGUGUACAACUGACAAAUAAAGUAAUCAUAAAGUACCAGUAUAAAUAGAUAGCUAGAUGGUCUCUAGAGCUGUUCACAUUCAGUAAGUGAUGAGUUUAGUUUAAUGGAACACCCUUCUAUAUGACAGUGCACCCUAGAUUACCAGCAUUCACAUGGUUAGGGUGCACUUAAACCCUGCGUCUCUCUUGCUACCUCUCUUGACUUUCUCUCUCUAGUCUAACCUGAUCCCUCUCUCUCGCUCUCUCGCUCUCCCUCUCUCUCUCUCUCUCUCUCUCUCUCUCUCUCUCUCUCUCUCCCUCUCUUCUCUAUCUCUCUCAUCCUCUCUCUCUCUCUCUCUCCUCUCUCUCCUAUCUCUCUCUCUCUCUCUCUCUCUCUCUAUGUCUCGCUCUCGGUUUCCCUCCCCCGUCAGUGAUGUUAGGUCAGUGCUGUGCUCUGCUGUGCUGUAUGAUCUGACUGUGAUGACUUGUGAGCGGGGCUCGUCUCCAUACAGCCUAAUUGAUGCUAAUAGUCUGUUGUGAUCUGCAGUCCCAAGCUCUCUUUCUCUCUCCCUUUACACCUCACUACCUCUUCUUCUUCUCCUCUCCUACCCUUCUCUCAUCACAACCUCCUUUCCUGCUGCCUUUCUUUUCCUUUAUCCUGUAUCUCUCUCUCGUCUAUCUUUCUCUCUCUCCCUCUUUCACUCUCUGCCUAUUUUUCUGUCUCCCCCUCUCGUUCACGCGCUCUCUCUCAGUCCUUCUCUCUUUCUUUUUCCCACUCUCUCUUUCACUAUCUCUCUUUCUCUCUCACCCCCCUUUUUUCAGUACACUGAAGUUAUUAACUGAGAGACCAUUCAUGAGAAUGUUGUUAAUAUCCACUUGUAUGUCUUCUUUUGUGCACAAGCAGACCUGUGUGUGUGUGUGUGUGUGUGUGUUUGUGUGUAUGAACUUCUUGAUCCUGAGACCACUUAGUUGCUUCCAAGUAGCCAUAAAGGCUUGUAUUUUUGUUAAAAGGCAUUUUUGAGGGGUGAACACAAGUUUGCCUAAUGGCCAGUGUGCAUGUCAGCGAACUGUUUCCAAGCGCAUGUAUUAUUCAAACUAAACAAUGGAAGGGUUAGAGAGGAUAGAGGGAGAAAUGAGAGGAGAAAGACAGAAAGAAAGAGGAGGAAAACAAGGUGGAAGCACUAAGAGAUCAAAAGGAGAGGCAGAGUUACCAUGACGAGGGACGAGAGAACAAUGAAAAGAGACAGAGGAAGAGAUGGCCGUCCUACUUUAAACAAACAACUUUGGAGCUCAUGACCUUUUCUUAUAAAUGAUUUGUGAAGCAUCUAUGGAGGCUUAUAAAGGUUUUAUGAAGUUGUUCAAUUAAAGUGCGCCAGAGAUGGCAAAACAGAAAGGAAAAUCAGUGUGAGGAAGAUAAGAGCAGAGGAAGAGAAGGAGAGGAGAGGAAGAGAAGGAUAUGAGAGGAAGAGAAGAGGAGGAGAGGAAGAGAAGAAGAGGAGAGGAAGAGAAGGAUAUGAGAGGAAGAGAAGAGGAGGAGAGGAAGAGAAGGAUAUGAGAGGAAGAGAAGAGGAGGAGAGGAAGAGAAGGAUAUGA
Molecule: messenger RNA, 27035 nt
Organism: Coregonus sp. 'balchen'
Lineage: Eukaryota; Metazoa; Chordata; Actinopteri; Salmoniformes; Salmonidae
Source: the annotation of a GenBank genome assembly